AUGUGCCAUCCACCUCCACCCCACCAUCCUUUCUUUCCCACCGCGCCGUCCUCUCUCCCUCCCACCCACCCUCGCCUCCCACCCGCCCUCGCCUCUCCUUCCUACCCGCCGUCGCCGCUCCCUCCUCCCGCCGUCGCCGCUCCCUCCCACCCCGCCGUCGCCUCUCCCUCCGCCGUCGCCUCUCCCUCCGCCGUCGCCUCUCCCUCCGCCGUCGCCUCUCCCUCCGCCGUCGCCUCUCCCUCCGCCGUCGCCUCUCCCUCCGCCGUCGCCUCUCCCUCCGCCGUCGCCUCGCCCUCCCCAUCGUCGCCUCCCUCCCCAUCCCGUCGCCUCCGCUCCCUCCCAUCCCGUCGCCUCCGCUCCCUCCCAUCCCGUCGCCUCCGCUCCCUCCCAUCCCGUCGCCUCCGCUCCCUCCCAUCCCGCCGUCGUCCCCUCCCACCCCGCCUUUGCCUCUCUCACCUACCCCGCCGUCGCCACUCCCUCCCAUCCUGCCGCCGUCUCUCCCUUCCAUUCCGCCGCUCCUCGCCCUCAUCCCCGCCGCGCCACUCCCUCCCGUCCCGCCGUGGGGAGGUUUGA
Molecule: messenger RNA, 573 nt
Organism: Closterium sp. Yama58-4
Lineage: Eukaryota; Viridiplantae; Streptophyta; Zygnematophyceae; Desmidiales; Closteriaceae
Source: the annotation of a GenBank genome assembly